Messenger RNA from Acanthisitta chloris (rifleman), 1140 nucleotides. It is a transcript of the gene PAFAH2, whose product is annotated as platelet-activating factor acetylhydrolase 2, 40kDa. Gene Ontology annotation, molecular function: 1-alkyl-2-acetylglycerophosphocholine esterase activity. The transcript has 10 exons. Bases 1 to 1140 code for a protein of 379 amino acids. The record is from RefSeq and is a predicted model, not a curated record. NCBI's taxonomy places the organism in Eukaryota, Metazoa, Chordata, Aves, Passeriformes, Acanthisittidae.
AUGGGGGGGAUGCUGGCACUGGCACUGCCCCCAGGGAAGGGACCUCACCUCGUGGGCUGCACAGAUGUCAUGGUGGGCCAUACACAGCAGGGGCUCUUCCUUCGCCUCUUCUACCCCUGCCUGCCCCAGGCAGGGGCUGCACAGCCUCUCUGGAUCCCACGCUCCGAGUACUGUGGGGGCCUGGCUGACUUCGCCCUGGGUCGUCGCUGGUGCUCAGCCCUGAUCAGCAUCGCUGUCGGCUCCUGCAGAGUGCCAGUCAGCUGGAAUGGGCCUUUGAAGCCCCACAGCCAUGGGUACCCCCUGGUCAUCUUCUCCCAUGGCCUGGGAGCUUUUAGGACCCUGUACUCCUCGGUGUGCACAGAGCUGGCAUCCUGGGGCUUUGUGGUGGCAGCACUGGAGCACAGGGACCAUUCUGCUGCCACCACCUAUUUCUGCACGGCAGAGGAUGGGAGAGAGGAGUGGAUCCCCUUCCAACAGGUGCCCCCAGGGCAGAAGGAGUUUUACUUCCGAAACAAGCAGGUCCAUCAGAGGGCAGAGGAAUGUGUGCGAGCUCUCCGGCUCUUCACGGACAUUGCCAGUGGGAAAUCUGUCCCAAACCUCCUUUGCCAGGAUUUGGAUCUCUCCAUGCUGAAGGACAACAUUGAUCUGACCAAAGUGGUAGUCAUGGGCCAUUCCUUUGGUGGGGUGACAGCAGUGCUGGCCUUGGUGAAAGAGCCCAGAUUCAGGUGUGCUGUGGCUCUUGAUGCCUGGAUGUUCCCCCUGGAGAACGUGCUGUACCCAGAGGUGCCCAAGCCUGUGCUCUUCAUCAACACUGAGAAGUUCCAAACUCCAGAAGGUGUUGCCAAGAUGAAGAGGCUGAGCUCCAGAAACAGCCAGACAAAGAUUAUAACUGUCCUGGGAACUGUGCAUGAGAGCCAGACUGACUUCGCCUUUCUCCCUGGGAAGCUCAUCAGCCUCAUCUUCGGCGCCAGGGGGACCCUCAACCCCCACAAGGCUCUGACCAUCACCAUCCAGGCAGUUCUGGCCUUCCUGCAGAGGCACCUCAACCUGGAAGAAGAGUUCCAUCAGUGGGAUGACCUCCUUGAAGGUGUUGGAGACUCCGUUGUUCCUGAAGCACCGUUCUGCCGCUCCAACCUCUAG